Molecule: messenger RNA, 1548 nt
Organism: Meloidogyne enterolobii
Lineage: Eukaryota; Metazoa; Nematoda; Chromadorea; Rhabditida; Meloidogynidae
Source: the annotation of a GenBank genome assembly
CCAAAAAUGGCAACUAUGAAUCAUUUUAAAAUUUUUCUUUUAUUUUUCCAUUUAAUUUUCCUUUAUUCUUUCAAAAAUGUUUUGGCCAAAGAAUUUGUUAAAACAACUUUAAAAUCAAAAAUUAUUCCAAAAGCAAUUAUUAAUGAAUUCCCUCUAGAGAAAAAUCGAAUUCCUCUGCGGGAUCCCUUUAGAAAUGUUCAUUGGAAGGCUAAAGAUGGGGAAAAUGUUAAUAAUAGAGGUCCAUAUUAUGGACAGCCAGAACAAGUUCAUUUAUCUUAUGGAGGAGAUCCAUCCCGUAUAUUUAUUACUUGGUUAACUUUUGAUGACACAGUUGAAUCUAUCGUUGAAUAUUGGGUUGAUUCAAUUCAGAAUUUAAAAAGAGUUGAAGCAAAGAUGGAUUAUUUCGAUGAUGGGGGUAUUAAUAAAGUUAGAAGGUACACACAUCGAGCUUUAAUUGAAGGAAUAAGUCCAGGAAUACGUUAUUUUUAUCGAGUCGGCUCUCAAUACGGCUGGAGUUCUAUAUUUUCGUUUGUUGGACUUGAAGAAAGGCCGGAUGGUGGCUAUAGAUUUGCGGUAUAUGGUGAUAUGGGUAAUGUAAAUGCCCGUUCUCUUGGAAAAUUACAAAGAGAAGCACAAAAUGGGGAUUUUGACAUGAUUUUACAUGUUGGCGAUUUGGCAUAUAACUUGGAUACGGAUCAAGGCAAUUUUGGAGACGAAUUUAUGCGUCAAAUCGAGCCAGCUGCUGCAUAUGCUCCUUAUAUGGUCGUUGUGGGCAAUCAUGAAUAUGCUUACAAUUUCUCUCAUUAUGUGAAUCGUUUUACUAUGCCAAAUACUGAACAUAACUUGUUUUAUAGUUUUGAUAUCGGCCCAGCUCAUUUUAUAGCCUUCUCCACAGAGUUUUACUUCUUUCUACAAUAUGGCGUUCAUCAACUAGCUACUCAAUGGCAUUGGCUUAUUCAAGACCUUGAAAAAGCAAAUAGAAAUAGAGAAAAGGUUCCUUGGAUAAUUACAAUGGGGCAUCGACCAAUGUAUUGUUCUGACUAUUCUGGUGAUGAUUGUACAAAAUACAAUUCUAUUAUACGUACAGGACUGCCUGGAAUACAUGCCUAUGCUUUAGAAAAACUUUUCUACAAGUAUGGCGUAGAUUUGGAGCUAUGGGCACACGAACACACAUUUGAGCGAAUGUUUCCUGUUUAUAACAGAACAACGUUUAAUACUAGCACUGCACCUGUACACAUUGUUAGUGGCUCAGCAGGUUGUCAAGAGAAUACAGACCCUUUUGUGAAGGAUCCUAAUCCUUGGAGUGCUUUCCGUUCUUCAAACUACGGAUUUAGUAGGAUGCAUAUUUACAAUAAAACACACCUUUAUUUCGAACAAACAUUGGCAUCUAAUGAUACCGUAGAAGAUCACUUUUGGCUAGUCAAACAGCACCACCGCCCUUAUUCACCUAUUGAUAGGAUUCGGCUUGAACGGGAAGGAACUUAUAUCCCACACGAUUACUGCCAUGACAAGGCUUAUUGUACUACUUAUCGUCACUCUAAUCUAUAA